AUGUCGAUGAUGGGAGAGAUGAAUUUCUUUUUUGGAGUACAAGUAAAGCAAACUAAAGAAGGAAUACUGAUCAAUCAGUCGAAGUAUGUUAAGGAACUUAUCAACAAGUUCAGAGUUCAACACAUGAAGACGGUGAAGAUUCCCAUGAACACCAACUGGAAGUCAGACCCAAAGGAAGCACACAUGGAUGCAGCAAAGCAAAUUCUACGAUAUCUCAAAGGCACACCAAAUGUAGGCCUAUGGUAUCCAGCCGAUGACAACUUCAAGUUAUCUGGAUACUUAGAUUCAGAUUUUGCUGGAUGCAAAAUAGAACGAAAGUCAACUCCCGGAACUUGUCAAUUCCUAGUCCAACAACUGAAGGACUACAGAAUCAAAGAAAGGGAAGUUCCCAUUUAUUGUGAUAGCUCAAGUGCAAUUGCAAUCUCACAAAACUCGGUACAUCACACCGACAGAGAUAGGAAAGAUGUAAUUAGGACAGCUAAGGCCCAAGCAAUGCAUGUGAUGAUAAUUGCCAGCACGAAUACCGACACAUAA
This is a messenger RNA of Salvia miltiorrhiza (redroot sage), 534 nucleotides long. RefSeq lists its product as uncharacterized. Bases 1 to 534 code for a protein of 177 amino acids. The record is from RefSeq and is a predicted model, not a curated record. NCBI's taxonomy places the organism in Eukaryota, Viridiplantae, Streptophyta, Magnoliopsida, Lamiales, Lamiaceae. The transcript is spliced from 3 exons.